Molecule: messenger RNA, 1293 nt
Organism: Didymella exigua CBS 183.55
Lineage: Eukaryota; Fungi; Ascomycota; Dothideomycetes; Pleosporales; Didymellaceae
Exons: 2
Coding region: 1-1293 (430 amino acids)
Molecular function (GO): protein binding
Source: RefSeq, a predicted model, not a curated record
AUGCCGGACGAAGACGACCUGCUGGUCAUUGCCUUUGGUGGCGACCUCGUUCUCGAUGUGUCGCAGGAAGAGGGCAGCCAGCAGUAUUCGUACCGUGUCGAUUCCAAGAUAUUGCAGCAGAACUCAAGAUACUUUGAAAACCUCUUGAGUGAACGUUUCAGUGAGGGCCAGAAACUCGCCGCAGCCCUUCAGGAUCUCAAGCUUGCGGGGCACGCGAGCCUCGGAGACACGCCUAUAGAAAACCUUCCUCGUAUAUCGAUCGUGAACGCCGGCCGUAUUGCCAUAUCCAAGGCAUCCUCGAUUCGAAACCUCAUUGCAGACUUCCUCCGUGCCAUUCAUGGCCUCGAUCUCGCAGUAUUCAACCCGCCAGUCGCCAACAUCGCCAACUUAGCCGUCGUCGCAGACCGAUUCGAUGCAGUAGAUUGUGUGGCAAAGUACGUGCAGCGGAAGAAGUUCAUGCAGUUGACGGAAGCAAAGGCCAAAGGACGGACGAGCCCGACUCUAACCGAAGAGCGAGCACGACAGAAGCUGUUGAUUGGUCUCCUCCUCGACCACCCACCGUGGGUGACUCGCUACUCGAAACACUUGAUCAUGCGCGACUCGGUGCAAUGGCAAGCAGAUGCCGAGGAGGAUCAUACAAAGGCGUUGUGGUGGGACAUACCGAAUGGCCUCGAAGACGAGAUGAUCCAGCGUAGGGAGUACAUUUUGGAGACCGUCAACUCUCUUCAGGCACACUUCCUUCGGAUAUACACGUCUGGGGAUCGACAGUGCAAGCUGGGCUACGAUACUUCUCUACAAUGUGAUUCAUUCCAACUGGGCGAGAUGAUUCGCUUCUUCACGAAGAUCGAUACGCUGCGCAUGCAAGGCAAGAUCUACGAUAACACCGAGCCAACAUACUACCAAGGAGACAUCGAGCGUCUGCUGUCAACGCUUCGGCAGAUCUCGAGCUACCAGGUCGAUAGCAACCAUGCGCAUUGCGGUCUUCGAGUGCGGCUUAUGCCUUUGCUGGACAUGCUGCAGGAACAUCUAAGUUUGAGUACCGGCAACUUGGACAUCGGCAUCUGCGGCGAUUGCUGGGCGCAGCACCGCUCUAAGUAUGCUUGGAGUCUGGCGAAGCGCCCUAUCCUCUGGACAAUACCACGACACCUACCAGUUACUCGCCCAGUCGCUACGGACGGCUCAGCUAAGAGGCAAUUGAACGGGCAUGCAGUAUGUCCAGGAAGACACCUGGCGGUGAGGGAUCUGUUCAUGGCCGCCGAGAGAAAUUGGACAGACGGUUUGCCGCUGCGGUAG